Molecule: messenger RNA, 1800 nt
Organism: Ictalurus punctatus (channel catfish)
Lineage: Eukaryota; Metazoa; Chordata; Actinopteri; Siluriformes; Ictaluridae
Product: interferon-induced protein 44-like
Exons: 7
Coding region: 97-1464 (455 amino acids)
Source: RefSeq, a predicted model, not a curated record
UUUCAUUUCUCACUGGCUUCAACGGUUGUCUGCGACGCACAUCCUUGUUAUAACAGCCUGCUUGUUAUAUCCGUAUGUCACUGAAUAAUCAACCCAAUGGCUUCCAUCGUGUCUUCCCUGAGUGCUGAGAACGAGCUGAAGCUACACGGAUUAUUCUCCAGUCGUGUUUGUUUUCAUCUUGUGUAUAAGAGCAGUCAUCAUGGAGCCGAUAUUGGCCAGCUCCUCGACAGGUUUGACAAACAUGGAAAAUAUUUGCUCAUGGUAUUUCCGUCGACGGGGUUCGUCAGAGGUGCUUUCAUGAGUAAAUCUCUGAAGUAUGAAAAGGAAUACUCAGAUGAAGAAGCGUUUGUAUUUCAAUUGAGGGAUACAUACAGUGACCGGUUUCCAGAGUUAAACUGUACCAGAGCUAUCACAGUUAGUGUAGGUUCAUUUUCUAUCUCUUUUGAAAAACACUUAAGCUUAACAUUGGAUCAAGACUACUGGUACUGCUCAGAGGUAUUCUUUAGAGGAAUAUAUCAACAGAAGGUUGAUGUUCAACUCUGCAAAGAUGUGGAGCUGCACCGUGUCCAAGAUUUAGGUGAUAUUUUGCCCAACCCUUGGAGAGAGGUGGUCUGGCAUGAUACGACAAGAGAGAAUCUAAGGGAGGAUUUUGCCUCUUACAAGAUGUUGUUAGAGUCUCUACCCCGGGUGAAGGCUUUAUUCUUGGGCCCAGUGGGUUCUGGGAAGUCCAGCUUCAUCAACUCUCUCAGAUCCACAAUGUACAAGCGCAUCGUACAUCUGCCCCACAUCGGCACAUCAGUGGAGGGGUUCACCCAGAAGGUGACAACUUAUGGUAUUCGUACAAAACUGCGAGGUCCUCAGAGUGCUCUGAGCUUCUGUGAUGUGAAGGCUAUAGGAGACGACGACUCUACUGGUCUCUCUUACACUGAUGCACUGGCUGUCAUCAAAGGCCACGUCCCAGAAGGAUACAAGUUCCAGAGAGGUGUUACAGUCACUGAUGCAGUAAGUGGCUACAUAGCAAAUCCCACUCUGAAUGAGCAGAUUCACUGUGUCCUCUUUGUGCUUGAUGCCUCCAAAGUGACAUCAUACCCCAGUAGCCUACAGUCCACACUCAGAAAGCUGCAUUCCGGCAUAUCGGACCUGGGUAUCCCUCAACUUAUUUUGCUCACUCAUGUGGACCAGGUGUGUCUGGCAGUACAGAAAGACCUGAAGGAUGUCUACUCUAGCCAAACUGUCCAGGAUAAGAUGCAGAAAGCAGCAGAGUUGGUGGGAUUGCCAUUGUCCUAUGUUCUGCCGGUGAAGAACUAUUUUUCCGAGCUGACAGUGGAGUGCAACACCGACAUCCUGCUCCUGAGUGUGGGUAUGAGCAUCCUACAGGCUGUGGACGACACGUUUGAAGACCAGUACUCUAAUCCUGUCCCUCAAGCUGUUAAAGAAAUUUCAUCAUUGGGUAUUGUAGAGUAAUUUCAAGACAUCUAUAAUACAAAAGGAAGAGCAUGUUAAUGUUAGUCUGAGCACAGUCAAAUGCCCCAUUAUAAAAGGGUGCAACCAGAUUAUUGAAAGUUUUGUGUGGCCCAAACCCCCCCGCCUCCAACAUAACAUUUCUAUUUGUAUUUGAAUUUUGUCGGUUGCUCAAUCACAUUAACGGUGGAAAAAGAUCUGACAUGAUUUGUUUUCUUUUUAUUUCUUCUUCAAAAAUGUAAAGGGACUUUUUCAUUAAUCUUUAUCAUUAAUUUUGCUACAGUUAAUGGCCCAUUUUCUCUCCUUGAGUAUGUGUGAAUAAAAGUUUUUUUUUAUUAA